AUGGCAGAGGUGCAAAGGGGCACGGCGGAGGACGACGAGUUCCAGAUACGCGACGGAUUGCUCAUCCGCAGAGGGGCCCUCUACGUACCGGGAGACGACCUCCGCGCGAAAGUACUGCAGCAGUUGCACGACGCACCCACCGCCGGGCACUUUGGCAAAGAGAAGACGGUAGAAUUAGUAGCCAGAGAUUUUGGUGGCCCAAGAUGCGGGGGGAAGUCGCGGAUUACGUCUCGAGGUGCGACACCUGCCAAAGGGCCAAGUCAGUGCACAAACCGCCGGCGGGACUGCUCGAACCCCUGCAGACACCGCUCGAACCGUGGGAGAGGGUGGCCCUGGACUUUGUCACGGAUCUACCCAGCUCGAGGGGCAAGACGGCAGUGCUAG
Podarcis lilfordi (Lilford's wall lizard) is the source of this 384-nucleotide messenger RNA. The record is from the annotation of a GenBank genome assembly. Lineage: Eukaryota; Metazoa; Chordata; Lepidosauria; Squamata; Lacertidae.